Molecule: messenger RNA, 453 nt
Organism: Ramularia collo-cygni
Lineage: Eukaryota; Fungi; Ascomycota; Dothideomycetes; Mycosphaerellales; Mycosphaerellaceae
Exons: 3
Coding region: 1-453 (150 amino acids)
Source: RefSeq, a predicted model, not a curated record
AUGAUUUCAAACAUCGCAAUCGCCGUGCUGUCUCUGGCAGCGGUCACCAGCGCGUCAAAGCUGCAGAUCAACAAUCACUGCACUGAGCUCUUGUGGUUGACCAUUGCCAAGCCGUCCGACCCAUACCCAAAACCAUUCAGUCUCGCAUCCGGGGAGGCCUACGACGCCGGAACAAACUCAGGCGAAGGCAAUAGCGUAGGAGUUACCUUUUCGAAGGAUUUCUACAGCGAAGGAACCCCAAAGUUCAUCCUCGGAUACUCCAUCGCGGGAGAUAGACUUUGGUGGUCUGUUGGAAAGUCAAAUGGUGAUGUGUUCGAUGGAAAGCACUUCAAUGUCACCACGCCGGAUCGUGAUGGAAAGAACGUCUGCGAAAGCGUUUCGUCAUAUGAGCAGAAGAAUAACAAUUGCGUGGAUGGCAGCUUUACUUUGACGUUCAACCCUUGCUUCGAGUGA